Molecule: messenger RNA, 2574 nt
Organism: Tarenaya hassleriana
Lineage: Eukaryota; Viridiplantae; Streptophyta; Magnoliopsida; Brassicales; Cleomaceae
Exons: 3
Coding region: 72-821 (249 amino acids)
Source: RefSeq, a predicted model, not a curated record
UCGAGACGCAUAUAUGCUACGGAGGCAAUUGGCUCCUCCACCGCCGUCCUCCUCCUCCGCCUCAUCCUAACAUGCUCCAUCUCCUCCUCUCCUCCUCCGCCGCCUCCGCCGCUACCACCAUGGCCCCUUCCUCCUCCUCCGCGAGAUCCGCGGGAAACCACCACCACAACCACCGCAGUUCCACCUCCCUCCUCCUCUGCAAGCACUCUCCCUUCGCGACCCUCGACGUCCUCAUCCUCAUCCUCGUUCUCUUCUCCGGCGCUUUUCUCCUCUCCUCCUACUUAUCCUACCUCUUCCACUCACUCUCUCUCCUCUCCUCUCACUUCCCUUCCUUCUCCCUCUCUCUCUCCUCCCUCACCCCACUGAUCUUCUCUGAUCACGAUAAAGCGGACGAUCCCUCAGGAAUCCCACCGGCUUCGUACAUAUUCGCCUUCGCCGUGUUCUUCGCGGCGUCGAUUGCGUUCCUUGACCUCUGUUGCGGGCCCAGAUCGAGGAAAUGCCAGAACCCUAAGUGCAAGGGGUUAAAGAAGGCGAUGGAGUUCGAUUUGCAGCUACAAACGGAGGAAUGUGUCAAAUCGCGAGCGGCGAAAGAGAUUGAUCGCUUGCCGUGGAAAGGAGGCAGCGAGAGCAAUUCCGAUUACGAGUGUUUGAGGGCUGAGCUGCGGAAGAUGGCUCCUCCCAAUGGCCGUGCCGUGUUACUUUUUCGGUCCCGGUGCGGUUGUCCAGUCGCCAAGCUGGAGGGCUGGGGGCCUAAGCGAGGCCGGCGUCAUAAAAAAUCGCCGGGAAACUUGGCUCUGAAAGGAGGAGGAGACAAUCGCUGAUCUCCGCUUCUGCCCAUGGUCUCUCCUCCUCCUAUGACCAGAUCACUUGUUCUUCUUCUUCAUCUUCGUUCUCGAAUCUCUUCUCCUUCCCGCGCAAGAUGGAUCUCCACUUCGACUACGAUGAUGACUCUGGCCCACUUCGACUUCUCCGGCGAAAGCCCUGAUCCCGAGCGCGCGCUCGUCACCGCUCUCGGACUCUGCUCCUCCGGCAAUGACGUCCAUGCCAGAUAGAAAAUCCAUUGCUGUGUCUUGAAGUCCGGUCUCGACUCCAACGGCUUUAUCUACAACAGCGUUCUCAACAUGUACGCCAAAUGCUGUCUCUUGACCGAUGCAGAAUCUGUGUUUAAGAGCCAUGUGAGGAUUGAUUCUGCUUCUUUCAAUAUAAUGGUUGAUGGGUAUGUGAGAUCUCGUCGUCUGGAUGAUGCUCGCUGCCUGAGAGGCUCCGUCUCCUACACCGCCAUGAUAAAGGGUUACACUCAAAGCGAACGGUGGAGAGACGCAGCGGAGCUUUUCCAGGGAAUGAGAAAUGGGGAUAAUAUUCCCCCGAAUGAGGUGACAUUAGCCGCUGUUAUAUCGGCUAGCUCGCAUUUGGGUGGGAUUUCUGAUUGCAAAAUGCUGCAUUGUUUAACCAUGAAGCUGAAGCUUGCCGAUAGAGUGUUCGUCUCGACAAAUUCGCUGCGUAUGUAUUGUGUUUGCUCGAGCUUGGAGGAUGGUAGGCGGCUGUUUGAUGAGAUGCCCGGAAAGAACUUAGUUGCAUGGAAUGUGAUGUUAAACGGGUACUCGAAAGCAGGGCUCAUCGAGUAGGGACUUGUUCGAUCAGAUCACCGAGAAGGAUAUCGUCUCAUGGGGUACAAUGAUCGAUGGGUAUCUCCGGAAGGAGCGAUUGAACGAAGCCUUGGAUCUGUACAGCGAGAUGCUAUCUCGUGGAAUUAACCCUAGUGAUGCUAUGAUGGUGGAUUUCCUCUCGGCUUCUGCACGAGCCGAGGUGCAUUUAUGAGGGUUUACAACUUCAUUGUACUAUCAUGAAGGCUGGAUUCGAUUGUCAUGAUCUUGUACAGACGACCAUCAUCCAUUUUUACGCAGCUCGUGGUGACAUAAACCUAGCUUUACAGCAGUUUGAAGCGAGCGUUAAGGAUUACGUCACAUUAAGAAAUGCACUGAUUGCAGGAUUUGCGAAGAACGGGAUGAUCCAGGAGGCGACAGAAGUAUCAAUCAGAUGCAUGAUAAGGAGAUUUUCUCAUGGAAUGCCAUGAUUUCGGGGUAUGCGCAGAGUGUUAUGCCCGAUUCCUCAAAAUGAUCGAUGGCUCUGUAAAACCAGACGCCAUCACGAUGGUGAGUGUUUUCUAUGCAGCUUCCGUUCUAGGAGAUUUGGAAGUAGGGAAACGGGCCCACACGUAUUUACGAUGUAGUUCCAUCCCUCUCAGCGACAAUCUUAUGGCGGCCAUGGUUGACAUGUAUGCUAAAUGCCGAAGCAUUGACGCUGCCCUGACCAUUUUCUACCAAACACGGGACAAAACAUCGACAAUCUCCCCUUGAACGCUAUCAUAUGUGGUCUGGCAAUUCAUGGCCGAGCAAGCCUGGCUCUUGAUCUCUACUCUGACCUUCAAACCUCGUCCCAUCAGACCCAACGCCAUAACUUUCGUCGGGGUUUAAAGCUGGUUUAUGUAAAUCAUUUUUAUUUUAUUUUCUUUAACUUGUAAUAUCUAAAAUAUCGAAAAUGUUACUUUACAUAAUGCAGCCAGUGCUUUAUUAA